Molecule: messenger RNA, 1112 nt
Organism: Myotis daubentonii (Daubenton's bat)
Lineage: Eukaryota; Metazoa; Chordata; Mammalia; Chiroptera; Vespertilionidae
Gene: IFI30
Product: IFI30 lysosomal thiol reductase
Cellular component (GO): lysosome
Molecular function (GO): oxidoreductase activity, acting on a sulfur group of donors, disulfide as acceptor
Source: RefSeq, a predicted model, not a curated record
AAAGGCCGCUCCCUCCCCCGGACUGCUCCUGUCGCCGCGCCUGUGCCCACGCUGUGAUGGCCUGGUCGCCACUCCUGCCGUUCCUGCUGGUGCUGCUGCUCCAGGUCCCCGCGGUGGCGCGCGCGUCCCCGCUGGACACAGUCCUCGAGGGGGCGGCCCCCUGCAAGGCCGGUUACCUGUGCCCACAGGUGUCCCUUGGAAAGCCCCGCUCACCACCUGUCAACGUGAGUCUCUACUACGAGGCCCUGUGCGAUGGCUGCAGGCUCUUCCUGGUCCGAGAGCUGUUCCCCACGUGGCUGAUGGUCUAUGAUAUUCUCAAUGUCACUCUGGUGCCCUACGGAAACGCCAAGGAACACAAUGUCAGCGGCAAGUGGGAGUUUACGUGCCAGCAUGGAGAGGAGGAGUGCAAGUGGAACAAGGUGGAGGCCUGCCUGUUGGACCAGCUGACGUGGAACGCAGCCUUCCUAACCAUUGUCUGCUUAGAGGAACUGGAUGACAUGGAGAGCAACCUGAAGCCAUGCCUGCAGAUCUAUGCCCCGAAGGUGUCCCCAGAUGCCAUCAUGGACUGUGCAAUGGGGGACCGUGGCACACAGCUCUUGCACAUGAAUGCCCAACUUACAGACGCUCUGGAGCCGCCCCAUGAGUAUGUGCCUUGGGUCCUCGUCAAUGGGAAACCUUUGGAAGACAUUAGCCAGCUCCUAACCGUCGUGUGCCAGUUGUACCAGGGUGAGAAGCCAGAAUUCUGCCCAUCCAAGGCCAGCUCCCACUGGGACGUCUGCCUCAAGUGACAGCUGUUGCCCUUGGAGGAAGCUGAUGGAAGGAUGAGCUCCCACCUGCCUUCAUUUUUCUGAUCCCUGACUUAGCAGCUAUGGCUCAUCAUCCAGAUAACUUACACAUUCCAUGAAGUCCAGAUUUUACCCCAAGAUCGAGAAUCUACCACUGAGAAUGGUGCUACAUUGAAACUAGUUUAAUAAACCCUUCUAGACAUUGUGACAAUAUCCUUCCAUUUUCCCCAUCCUCCGGCCUGUGACAACUGCUGUUCUUUUGUUUCUAUGAGUUUUACUUUUUUAAAUUCCACAUAUAAAUAAAAUCAUACAAUAUUUGUCCUCUGA